GUAUUAGUUAAACUAGCGAAUUAUCGAUAAGUUUCGGGCAUAAACAACGAUGGAACGGCGGGAGGAUGUGCUAAGACAAGCACUCGAUAAGAAUGCAUAUGAAACGGAACGUUGGCAAGCCUACAAAGCCGACAAUGAAAUUGCCAUUCAGAACUUGAGUAUGUUCGCCAAAAAUCUUUCCGUCGAGGUUAUGGUGCCAAUUGGGAAAAAGGCUUUGAUGCCGGGUGAAUUGAUACAUACAAAUGAACUGCUCGUCGGUCACUACCAAGGCUACUUUUCCGCUUGCUCAGCCCACAAGGCGCAGGAGAUAUGUCAGUAUCGAUUAAGCGUGGCCAACGAGCAUCUGAAGAAACUUCAAGUGGAGGCGGAUCUGUGGCACAACAAUUUGGAAACACCUGUACUGGAAGGUGCUGUGCCAAACUCUGAUGAAAUUGAAAUAGUGGAGGAAUACAAUGAAACAGAGCACAACAAUUGGCUCAAGGAACACAAAGAGCGCGUGCGCAAGGAAAAGCUAGAGGAACGCGCCCAACGCGAACAGCAGAAGACAGUUGCAGAUGCGCACAAUGAUGUAUUCCAAAAGCUAGAGGAACGUGAACUUCUAGAGGAACUGGGCAUAGAUCCAGAUAAUUUCAAUGAACAAACGCUCAGGGAAUUACUUCCAAAAGAUCCAGAAAUUGAUAAAACUGACUGUGAUAAAGACAAUGCAACAACUAAGACGGAUACGGAGAUAUUUGACAUGCUGGCCAAGCUGGAAGCUCAAGAGGCCAAUGAAGCAGAAAAUGUCGAUGAAGAAAUUGAACAAAAUAUGCAAAGCACGAAUGAAAUGGUACGCAAUCUAAUGAGUGGCCAAAUGCAGGUAACGCCUGCAAAGCAACGUUUGAGUGGAACCAAAAACACUUCAGAAGAAGAAGAGGAAGAUGAUGAUAAUGAUAAUGAUGAUCAGCUGGAAGAAGUGAAAUUAAUAAGACAAGAAAUGCAGCUGUUGCCCAAUGAGGAGCGAGAAGAGUUUUUACAUUCGCAAUUAGAAAUUAUUAAAGCUAAAAUGCGCAAAAUACAGAGAGUCUCCUUUAUCAGUGAUGAAUUAACACACUUAAUGAAUGUUGUUGUCUGCCUGGAAGAUGAUUUGCAGGAAAUGCUGUUCGAGCAAACGGAAACAGCGAGCACAGAUGAACUUUCGGAUGAAUCCGUUUCCACGCUCGACAAUAAAAAGCGACGCAUCUCCUUUGCGAAAGUCGAUGAACAACUGAUUUUCAAAAAGAAAGAUCCUGUUGCUGAUUUGUUAAACAAUGACAAACAACGACAGCAACGAGAAGUUAUUAAACUAGAUGCUGCUUUAGUGCAGCCAGUGCGAUCAGUGGAACCAAAAAUUGACUCUGCAAAACUUUCAAAUUCACAAAUUAUGCAAAAAGUCGAAGAGAACUUGGAGUUUGUGCAAGAGAAUCAAAGUGUUCGAGAUUUUGAUUUGGUAAAUCAGAUACUAGAGUCAACUACGGGCAGAAUUAAUACCCUACAUAUAAGCUUUCAUCAUUCCGAAGCGCUCCCAGCUGCUGUAAAUGAAUCUGAUAAUAUUUCAACGCCAGGCAACCCGGCCCAAUUGUAUGACCUCUAUAAAAGACAGCAGGAAAAGAACUCCUUUCCAAUUUAUGUCAACGGCUAUGAGGGCGAGGAGGAGCUAAAGGUGCCUAUCAUCAAGGAGGAGGAGCGUGCAGCUGCCUAUGAUGAUCCACGCAAGCAGUUCAACAAGCCAUUGGCAGAGUCCGCCAUUACGGAAGUCACAUCAGGCGACAUGGAAACGAAAUCUAUAUUGCGCAACAAGUCGGCUGUGGAACGUGAAGUGCGUGCUGCAACUGAGCAGCCCAAACAAAUUCCAGAGCCAACAAACAGCAACAAAUCCAAAAAGAAUAAGAAUCGAAAGGGAAAAAGGGAAAGAACCAUCGAUGAUGAUCUGCGGGACAUGAGUGCCUAUCAGAAGGUCAUGCAGGAUCUGGUUGAGAAGGAGCCAACGAUGACGCCCGAGCCAUUGCCCAAAGGCAAAUUUAUAGAUGCACAUACGCCCAAAAAGCGAAUUAGCCGCUUCAAAGAGCAACGCUCCAUUAAUAAAACAUAGUUUUAUAAAUGUGGGUGAGAUAUGUACAUUUAUUUAUUUUGUGUGAAUAAACAAAACGAUAUUAUGAACUUAUGUACAAUCAAAUAUUUGUUUAUGCUGUAUUACACACACUCACUCACACACACACAUGCAUGUAUGCAUACAUACGAUUUGUUAUUAAAUUAAACUCUAUUUACUAAAUCCGUUUCAACGGAAUUUAUUUUUAAAACAUUUACAUUUUUGUUGCAAUUACUUACAAUGAGAUAUUAUUUCGAUUUUACAAUUUAAAUCAGCGCUUCAUACAUAUACUUGAUUAUAUAUAUGUGUGUGUGAAUAAUUAUAAUUAAAUGUGUGUGUAUUUAAACGUAGAAACAUAUUAACUACUAAUACAUACAGUACGCAAAUCUGUUUCUUAUGUAGAAUCUCCUUAAAAUUUCGUUCUCUCUCUCUCUAAA
Molecule: messenger RNA, 2541 nt
Organism: Drosophila hydei
Lineage: Eukaryota; Metazoa; Arthropoda; Insecta; Diptera; Drosophilidae
Gene: uri
Product: unconventional prefoldin RPB5 interactor-like protein
Exons: 4
Coding region: 50-2107 (685 amino acids)
Biological process (GO): negative regulation of transcription by RNA polymerase II; negative regulation of phosphatase activity
Molecular function (GO): phosphatase inhibitor activity; chromatin binding; transcription corepressor activity
Source: RefSeq, a predicted model, not a curated record